AUGAAGCUGAGGAAGAAGGGACUGGAGGAUGAGAAUGCCACCUACCUGCCAUCUCUCGAAGGGGACCUAGCUAGGGAGGAGUUGAAGGCUCGGCUUGGUGGCUUACAUGUGAAGGAGCUGCAGCAGGAAGCUUCAGCCAUGGUGGUUGGGAUGGAGAAGGUGGAAUUGGAGACCUUGCACAAGCGCAUGGGGCAUGCAAGCAUGGAUAGGGUCAAGGAGUUAGUCAAAAAGGGCAUGGGAGUAGAGAAAGAGAUUGCAGCAGCACGGGCAGCAACUGCACCGGACAAGGUGGAGGAUCUUUUGGAGGAGAAGGAGAGUGAGGGAGUUGGGUAUGAAGGAGAUGAGGAACUCGAAGAUGUGGAAUGGGCAGAUUCAGUUGAUUGGGUGUGGGAGAAAGCACCAACCAGGGAAGCGGGUGAAAACAAGGGAGUGGAGAUAGCAGGGGAGCAGCCAAGCAAUGAAGUAGCUGAGGGUGGCAAUGAUGAAGCGGCUGGAGAAGAGGGAGAUGAAGACUCAGCAGCUGAAGGAGACAGUGAUCCUUGGAAGCUCCUAGAUAGUGAAGACAGCAAUGGCAAGAUGAGAGAGAUAGAGGACCUGCUUAAGGAAGGUGCCAUCAUCAUUGGAAGGGAAGUGAAAUCUGGAGAAGAGAAUGAAAAGGCAUUGGAGGGUUUCAAUGGAGAUGAGGCUGAAUCGCCUGCAGAGGAGUUGGGGAAAGGAAAGAGGGACCCCUUCGCUACAGCGACGGCUCUUACAGUCACAGUCUCCUCCUCCAUCGCCUCCAUCUCUGCUGCUGACUGGGACGCCUGUGUGCUGGACGCGGCGGGCGGCGCGGAGAAGCACAAUCCGUUUGUGUCACACGCGUUCCUGCAGUGCCUGGAGGAGAGCAGAAGCGCGUGUCGCGAUGAGGGGUGGUUACCACAGCACCUCGUCACCAGGGACGACGAGGAGAGGGUGGCUGGGGUGUUGCCCCUGUACUUAAAAGGGAAAGAGGCCUGGUUACCCCAACAGCAGCAGGAGCAGCAGCUAGUGAUGGUGCGGGGCGGCGCGGAGAAGCACAACUCGUUUGUGUCACACGCGUUUCUGCAGUGCCUCGAGGAGAGCAGAAGCGCGUGUCGCGAGGAGGGGUAG
Messenger RNA from Closterium sp. NIES-65, 1128 nucleotides. The record is from the annotation of a GenBank genome assembly. NCBI's taxonomy places the organism in Eukaryota, Viridiplantae, Streptophyta, Zygnematophyceae, Desmidiales, Closteriaceae.